GCCUGACAGCUGGCGUUUCGUUGCACUUCGUCGUAAACGGGGGAGUUUACUUGCCUCUCUCUCGGCCUCUCUCAUUAUGUUUGGAAUCCUCCUAACUUGAUGGACUGCAGUAGAAGUCUGAGGACAACGAGGCAGAGGAGAGACACGGUUGCGCUCCACAGGAGAGGGAUAUAACCGGGAAUGUCUGGAUGUGGUUAUGGGGGUGAGUCUUCCAGCUAACACCAUGCCUUUAUUCCAUAACCACAUACGGUGGCUGGAUCUGGACAUAAUCAUUACCAAAAAGCAGAUUUAUAAUAAGUGACUGGGACACACACCAUGUCCGCUGUGGAGGUGCUUUUCGCCGUCUUGAUGCUAGUCAUUAUCGUGGUGUCAUUGCUGUCCAACGCCGUGGUGCUGAUCUGCUUUCUGUACAACCCACAGAUCAGGAAGCAAGUGCCCUGCGUGUUCACCCUCAACCUCACUUUUUGUAACUUGUUGCUGACCGUUUCCCACAUGCCUCUAACUCUGGUGGGUCUCGUCAACAAGGGUCAGCCCGGAAGUGACGCUUUCUGUCAGUCGGUCGGCUUCUCGGAGACGUUUUUAACGACUAAUUCGAUGUUGAGCAUGGCCGCUCUGAGCAUCGACAGGUGGAUCGCUGUCGUGUUCCCGCUGAGGUACCAUUCUAGAAUACGGCAUAGAGAUGCCGCUCUCGUGCUCGGAUACACGUGGAUACAUUCUAUGUCUUUUUCGACGGCGGCUGCUUGCCUCUCGUGGGUGGGAUACCGUCCGCUCUACGCGUCCUGCACGCUCUCCGACGUGACGGACGGCAGUCAGACUCCGUUUGUUGUGUUUACUGUGGUGUUUCACUCCCUCACCUUUCUCCUGUCCUUUCUAGUCCUGUGCGUCACGUACCUGAAAGUGCUGAAGGUGGCAAGGUCCCACUGUAGCCGGAUAGACGUUAUCACAAUGCAAACUUUAGUGCUGCUUGUGGAUAUUCACCCGAGUGUUCGAGAGCGUUGUCUGGAAGAGCAGAAGAGGAGGCGACAGAGAGCAACCAGGAAGAUCAGUACCUUCAUCGGCACAUUCAUGGUCUGCUUUGCUCCCUACGUCAUCACCAGGUAG
Messenger RNA from Oncorhynchus keta (chum salmon), 1101 nucleotides. Its product is annotated as G-protein coupled receptor 26-like. Gene Ontology annotation, cellular component: membrane. Gene Ontology annotation, molecular function: G protein-coupled receptor activity. The transcript is spliced from 2 exons. The annotation marks the transcript as partial. NCBI's taxonomy places the organism in Eukaryota, Metazoa, Chordata, Actinopteri, Salmoniformes, Salmonidae. Gene Ontology annotation, biological process: adenylate cyclase-activating G protein-coupled receptor signaling pathway. The record is from RefSeq and is a predicted model, not a curated record.